Cuscuta campestris is the source of this 1819-nucleotide messenger RNA. NCBI's taxonomy places the organism in Eukaryota, Viridiplantae, Streptophyta, Magnoliopsida, Solanales, Convolvulaceae. The record is from the annotation of a GenBank genome assembly.
AUUUACCCUAAUUUACAUUUUUACCGUUUCAUCUUUUUUUCUUGUGUAGUUGUGUUCCUGUCAAGUGUCACGAGUCUAUGAAUUUCUCAAUUUCACUCUUCUGUGAGUUCUGUCACAGUUUUCCGGUCAAUCUCUCCCUCACAGUUCUGCUUCGCGCUCUUUCCAUGGCGGAUACCCCCACGCCGAACCCCAAGCGUUGCUGCGGCGUCUCUCAGGAUCCAUCCAAGCUCCAUUUCAAUUCCCAUCUCGAUCUCGAUCGGGUCGAUUCAUUGCUGCAUUCCUUCUUAGGCCUCUCCAAUUCUGCUCUCGACCUCUCAUUCGAUCGCCUCCUCGACUCCAGCCUUUGCGCUUCCGACCAGUGUGACGCCGUUGACGGUGCGCUCCGGUUGGGAUCUGCCCUUCUCGAGGCCGGCAAGAGAGCUUCCAGGGGGCUCGCCGCCAGCCACAACGCAUCCGUUUGGCCUCUUCCAUCUGACAUCACGAUCAAGAUAUUUUCUCUGCUUGGUACAAGGAGUGUGUGCUAUGCAUCAGCUACAUGCUCUUUCUUUCACAAGUGUGCAGCAGAUCCGGCUUGCUAUGCCGAUAUUGACUUGGUCACCCCGGUUCCUAGGGUAAAUAACCUUAUUGUGGCAACCAUGAUUCAGCGUGCUGGAAAAGCAUUCCGGUCUCUCAAGCUUGGAAUUGUACCUAGCCCCAUGACUGGUGCAUCCCGAUCAGCCCAACCGCUGGUUUUUCCUAGACUGGGAAAAGAGGCAUCUACUCUUACAAGAUCAUGCUUGGCCCCCUUGAGUUCCAAUGAUGGCACGAUAGGGUCUUCUCUAAGAAGGUUGCACCUAUGCAAUAUUGAACGUCUGGAUGAUUCAUCACUUAAUGCGGCAUUAUCGGUUUGUUCAUCUCUGCGUGAUCUUGAAGUAGUUGGGCUUAAUGUCGACUUAAGCCAAACUAUUGGAUCAAUAAGCAAAUCAUGUCCUCUGAUUGAACGACUAUUCUUUGAAUCUUCAAAAGCAGGUAGAGAUUGCAGUUUUAAAUUGCAAUCUUGCAGUGACUUGGUGAAUAAUUGUCCCAAUAUAUCUUCAUUGGCACUUAGAGGGUACAAAUUGCAUGACUCCAAAGUUCGUGUACUUUUUAAGGGAUUUCAUAAGCUUAAGUAUGUUGACUUUUCAACAUCCUAUUCUGUCACCGGCUCAUUUCUUAAAAACCUUGGUGGUGGUGCAAGCAGGAAUGUACUUGAGGUCUUAAUUUUGAGAGACUGCAUGCAUUUGAAAGAAGUGGAAAUAGCGAGGUUCUUCUCAACUGUUCUUGCAGGGGAUUUCAAGCAUCUGAAACACAUUGACAUAUCUAAUCGGGAAGGUCUGGCGUCAGAAGUUGAUUGGUAUGAAAGAAACUGCAGCCAAAGUUUUAUUCCAUUUCAGCAAUUGAUGGAGGCAAGACCUGGCUUGUGCCUGUUGGCUGAGUUUCCACAUGAAUGUGAGCUUAAGAAUAGCAGCAGUGAGAGCAGUUUUAGUAAUUCAAGCAAUUAUUCAAGUGACGCACUGGGAUUAUCGAGUUCAACUGAGUGGAGUUAUACCAGUGAAGGAAGUUCUGAUGAGGUGGACUUUGCCGGAGACGCUCUUUUUUAAGCAGCAGAUUCUAACACCCUCUGAUUAAAACACUAAAAUUUGUACUCUGUCUCUCGUCUUUGCAUUUUAUCACUGAUGAAAAUAAAGCCGAAACCAUUUGUGCGUUAUUCUUUAGGGAAGACAUGUCAUAAGAAAAUGCGACAUAAACACAUUAUUUGGUAAUUGUGAUAUGUAGUCUAUUGAAUGCGGGGAAGUUGGGU